UCAACUCCAUCAAUCUAGCUGUUGAUUUUAUUGCAUCUCACCCUCAGGCAAAAUAAGGGAAAUGACUUGCAUAUCCAUUUCAUUCCCAUUUGUACUUUACUUUUUCCAAUUGAAGCAUGAACUGGCAUUUCAUUUUUCUCACUGUUGGGUGUGGUUCAUAUGUUUGACUUCUCUCAGCGUUCAUCGGUUUUGGAUAAUUCGUCACAAUGAGAAGUUGUCAUAGUGAAAAUGCUUUAUAAUGGCCUCAAACGAAGGAUGAGUUGCUUUACUGGUUAUUAGAAGUUUUAUCUUUUUAUGAAAAUAAACAAAGCAUCAGCAUCCUUUGUGUGCUGGAUUCAUGUGUAUUUGUUUUGCACUGAUGAUGGUAACUGAACAUACGACUGCAAUUCUUUUAAUUGCUAGAUGCUGAAA
This is a messenger RNA of Nicotiana tabacum (common tobacco), 411 nucleotides long. The record is from RefSeq and is a predicted model, not a curated record. Lineage: Eukaryota; Viridiplantae; Streptophyta; Magnoliopsida; Solanales; Solanaceae.